Dissoconium aciculare CBS 342.82 is the source of this 1545-nucleotide messenger RNA. RefSeq lists its product as uncharacterized. The transcript has 2 exons. The record is from RefSeq and is a predicted model, not a curated record. The coding region runs from base 1 to 1545 and encodes 514 amino acids. Lineage: Eukaryota; Fungi; Ascomycota; Dothideomycetes; Mycosphaerellales; Dissoconiaceae.
AUGUCAUCGCUAUUGUCAAAUAUUCUGAGCAUCCUAGAGGAGAGGGACAUUGCGCUUGGUCGAGACGACGUGGCUUGGGCAUUCGAGCGCCCAGAAACCAAAGAGUCUUUGACCGCGUGGGUAAAUGAAUACCUCACGCCAGAGACACUUUUGACCAAGGAUGAAUUGCAAUACGCGGAAAACCACAACGUCGAUACACUCACAUCGACAUCCAAGUGCCGAGCACCGUCGGAUCUCGAGAUUGAAGCGGCCUUGAGCUCACUUGAAGCCAGCACCGCUGCGAUCGAGAAGCAAUGCCGUGCUCUAGAAACACAAAAAUCAUUUCUAAAACAAUUAAGCACGGACAAACAAACCGCUUCGCCGGAGCCAGAUGAAAGUGUUCGAACUCUGCAACAGAAGAAAUUUACUAGAGAUCAAGCGCAGGCCAGUCUCGAAGCAGAUGAGCUGUCACAGGCAUUGAGUAGCAAGCUGCAAUCGGUAACAAAGCAAGUAGAGACGGCUAGCGGUAGAGCUUCAUCACAUGUGGAACGAAUCCUUGAGAAAGACGACCGAUUGCUUGGUGGUUUACAGAAGCUCGUCCCGCGACUAUCGACAUCUGUAGAGCCAGACGAUGCUGCAGAAGAAGUAGAAAAUUUGUGCUCUACUUUGGCCUCGUUUACUGUGAGAGAGAUCCAUGCCCGCCUGGAUGCGGCGUAUAAAAACACCAUCGCAAAGCACUCAGGACUGGGAAACGGAUCAAUGGAAGGUUCUCUUUCUGAGCAACAGAGUAGACAAAGAGAAACACUUCAGGCUGAGCUCGACGAGCUUGGAGGCGAAAUCGAAGGCCUUGUCACCAUCGCAAUCGACAACCAUUAUCGCAAACCGCUUAGGCAAAGCAUGUUCGCAGCUCAUACAGAGAAUCAAAAUCAAAAGGCUCAAUGGGGUGAAUACACCGUCAUGACCUUACAGUAUCUGGCCGCACGACUUGAGAUUCUGGACGAACAUGUGCAGCAGGUUCAAGGUCACAGUGCCGCUUUGCAGACCAUUACUGAUGCACUACGCGAGAUUACAAAGAGUGCACGACGGGAUACGGAAGGAGCUGGCGGCCCGGACAAGGCUAUGGCUAGAGGGCUCAAGCCAUUGCGUUUGGUGCAGGCCAACCUUUCGGAAAGCCAAGAUCCGACCUUUCAGCUUCUCCGUCAGCUUGACGUCCGAGUGAUGGAUGUGACCAGCGCUACGACCGUGUCCGAGGUCUUGGCUCCAACAUUGGACGAACGCCGAGAGAAGCUCGCAUUACUGAGCGGAAAUGUCGAAGAGACCAUUGCCGACACCGUUAUCCGAUCUUUGGCCAAGACCGAUGCUCACGUACAUGAUAUAUUGACUGCGGUGUACGCGCCAACGAAGUAUCGCAGUAUUCAGUUGGUGGAUGGUACGCUCCAGUCGGCGUUGGAUCAAUUCGAGAUGGAGACGGAAACCGUGGGCAAUGUGAUGCGGGAGCUCAAUUUCGACACCAUCACCCACACGGUCAAGACGAAGCAGGCCAACUUGAUCGCGCAGCUCACUUGA